Leishmania braziliensis MHOM/BR/75/M2904 is the source of this 5205-nucleotide messenger RNA. RefSeq lists its product as hypothetical. NCBI's taxonomy places the organism in Eukaryota, Euglenozoa, Kinetoplastea, Trypanosomatida, Trypanosomatidae. Bases 1 to 5205 code for a protein of 1734 amino acids. The record is from RefSeq and is a predicted model, not a curated record. The transcript has a single exon.
AUGCCCUUUGCAUCGAAGAUUAGCGCGUACCGUGAGCUUAAACGCAUAGCUGCCGAAAGCCGCCAUUUGUACGCUCGGCUGCUGGGCAGCAUUGAGGCGCAGACGACAUCGCGACGUGUGGCUGCUUGUUGCUCUGGUCUCCAUGUCCGGUGGACGCCACCGAAUCGGAAGUACGUCUUCACCCGCAAAGGUGAUGGGCGUAGCUCUCCUUACCAGACAUCUGUUUGCGUACCGCUUCAUCACCGAUGCAGCUUGGCCGUGUCCGAGGCGAGCGGCGCGUCGGUGGAGGAGGCAGAGCUCGGCGCCAUCAUCGAUGCGCUGGCUAUUGUUCCCUCAUCGACAGAGUGGGCACGGAUAACGCGGGUGCUCGAUUCAGAUCUAUUCGUUUCCUUUGCAGAGCUUUUGGCAAGCCUGAACGCCUAUGCGCUCAUUCGAGUGGUGCGUGCACCUCCCCCUGCGCGUGCUGGCACUGCCGCUUUGCGUGCCCCAUUUGCAUCUGCAACCCGCCCACGGUUUCGUGCCUCAGUCGCCACGGAGCUGGCGUCCAUUGAUGAUGCUGAAACUGUCUUAAGCAAUCCAAGCGGUCACAUUGCAGCCAGCAGUGUGUCCCUGAGGAGAAGUAGGGUUGAUCCACAAGGACCCAUUCUUCAGCACUGGCAGCACGCGCGCCAUUAUGAUGUUGGCGUAACGGGUGACUGGGCACCGAGCGCACGUGAUGCGAUAAAGCUAGCCCUUUUCAAGUCGCUUGAUCUCUUGCAAGAUCACGCGGUAGAUGAGUGGCGUGAGGCAGGCAGAGAAGGUGCGGUGCUGUUGAAUGAGUUGGCACGCGGCUACUGCUGCACGAGUGAAAUGGACGUUUGCGUCUUCAAUUCAGUUUUGCAUAGCGGAGGCAUGGCAGGUAGUCCGUCAUGCGCUGCUGCUGCUGAGGACGUGACCUUGCGCUUUCGAUGUGCCGCAGAUUCUGGCAGUAUUAGCGUCACUGCAAUGGCUGUGGAACGAGCACCCAAGGAAAGCCACGUUGCGCCAACUUGUGUACCACUAAGAGAUGCUGAAAAGAUGAGCUUCGCUGCUACCAACACCGUUUCUUCAGCAGAGGCCGCUGGUCUGGUGAUGUCCGACGAAAUUCGUUUGCCCUUUCCCAUUUCAGCGGUCACGAUCCGGCGCCCUUUUGCCGAUGACGACUCCUGCAGAAGCGAGCCGGCCCUCAAGACGCUGGUAUGGCCGCACCGAUGCAUGACUGGUGCUGCUCUGCUGCUUUGGGCAGCUGUCAAGGUGUCACUGUACCGUAGUGCUACCUCUACCCGCAGCGCGUUGAUGCUUGGCUCCAACGGUAUCGCUGAAGGAGCCUCGACCGCCUCAGCGCGCUGCCCAUCACCCGCUGCGUCGGUGUUGGAGUGGUCUCGUGCCCCCUUCUUUUCCAUUUUUUGUGGCCCCGCGGAGCUGCAGCGGGGGCUCUUCUCACCUGCUGUGGCAGGGGGCGUAGAGCUGCGUGCUGUGCUGGACACCCCUGGCCCGACGGCACAAAACCACUGGCACUGCCCCGACGUGGUCGUCAUGAUUGCCUCUAUACGCGCCGCUCUUCAGCUUCCCUCAAGAAGCUAUCCAACCAUCAUGUUCGAGCAAACCGCAUUGCAUGAUCCGGCGCGCCGUGUGCGGGAGCUUGCCCAGGGCCUGCACGGGGAUGUGGACGUUUUCACAAGGGUGCACGUGCGCUGGGAGACCCCUCGCGGCUGCUUCGUAGCGUGUGCCGUGAGUGACCCAGCUCUGCACCACCCCAAUGCGACUCCAUGCGCUUCUGGGGUAUCACCCCAUACAUGGCUCUCGUGCGCAGAUACCGGUUAUCCUCGUGGUCCUCUUCUCCUCUUGGUUACUGCCGUUUGCUCCUUAUACGACCAGGUUGUCAGCCGUAUCGAUGCUGCUGCAGAGUUAUACCCCGUGGUCUCGGUGAAGAAUUCCUUUACGCGAGGCGGGCUGGACUUCCUUCUCUUUUCGUGGUUUGAGGCGUCGCCGCAGGUGCGCUGCUUCACCAUCGGUACCACACCACCAAACUGCUCGCAGCCGUCGAGGUCCGAGGCGGCCACGUUCCUCGAUGGGUCAACGCACCACGAGCUCUGCCCGUCGAUGACGCGCGCGAUGCUCUUCUACGACGUAUUGGGACAACGCGUGCUGUUUGCGGAAACACACGCCGCCAGCGCAGUGGACGCUGUGACGCGCGUGGAUGUACUUGCGGUUAAGCAAAACUGUCUUUGCCAUGACUUCUAUGCGCCACCUUCCACAGUGACAAAGCGGCCAUUUCGGUCGGUGGCACGGCAGCGACAGUGGCAGCGCUCCCGUCAACUGCUGAAACAUCGCUUGCAGCUGCACAUCGCAGCCGACAGCACGGGGACUGACGACCUAGCGAGAGCUCGUAAAUGCUCAGGGCAUCAGCACCACCGAACGGUAGUGGCUGCAUCUGUGCGUGCGUGUAUCGAGGCGUGCGCGUCAGAGGUGGGUGCACUGUGGACGGUAUUGGAAAUCAUCGCUGAAGUCGCCGCAGCGCGUGCGAGUAACGCUGCGGAGGGCGAUAGUAUCAACAGCCAAGAGGGUUUACGUGCCCUUCCGCCUCUGUCGGCGCGCUUCUUGGAAGACUCCCGUCCGACUGCUGAGCCGUUUGCGGGAGAGGCCGGCAGUGAAGCCGAUCCAGAGUGGUGGCUUGACAGCCGCGAUGUCAUGUGGAACUGCCGAGCACUAGGAAAAGAGGCGGCCCCGCCUCGCGCAGGUGUAAUGGAGGUGCAGCUGUCCAUAGGAACGUCACUCGGCGCUGCUAACACGACAUGCGCGAAGCAGGUGACGGCGGCGAGUGCGGAGGUCGUUGUGUUGCGGUGCCGUGUAGACGCGCUGCGAAGUGUGAACGAGGGGACCGAGGUCAAGUGGUCGUGCGAGGAACGCGUGACUGAGUGCCCUGCGCUCUGUUGCUUUGCCACCGUCACCUUAACGGCAGCACCGGCGGUCUCAGGCCUCUUUCCUGCUCUGGUGUUGCUGUGUCGUCGUGCACUCCAGCACAUCUACACGAUGGCCCGCUAUGCGCCGCUAGUGUCGAUUUUCCCACCCAUCAGCGAUGUUCUUGCGUGGUGCGCCGCAGCGGCACCAUUGUUUGGCAGCGCAGAAGACGGUUACCCUCCGUACGACGCGCGCUUCUACGCGGCCCCCAAGAUCCUCGGUGAGCUGCUGCAAGGUGUUGCGGGGAAGUACAGGUGCAGCUACAACAUUCCACCCCCGCGUCACGCUGCCACAAGUGCCGCAUGUGGUGGUGACUGUGGCGAGGAGUGCGCAGAGGUGGUAAGAAAUGAAAAAGUGGCGGCGAUUGCGGCCGCACAGCCGUCGACGAUCUUCUAUACAUCAAAGCCAAUUCACAUAGAUGCAACGGCCGCCAAGGAUGCGACACAGCAGCAGCAUGGCAGUUAUCUCGCAGAGCCACCUGCCGUGGCAUGCACGCUGUACCUUGAGAGUCUGCUGGGACAUGGAGCAUCUUCAUCGGUGUCUGCCGUCUCGCCGGCGUGUCCUGCUCCGGCGGUGACCCAGUUCGUUCUGGGACAUGGCGUGGGCCGUACGAAGCGGGAGGCGUGGCGGUCAGCUGCUUGGCAGGCACUGCGCCUCCAGUUCCCCGCUGUCUUGGCACAGCUGGAGUCAUACCGCGACGUGUCGGAGUUGCUGCAGCGCCCGGCACAACUGAACCGACUUGUGCGCAGCAGCGGCUGGGGUCGGAACGGCGCCCAGGGUGGGGUUACUUCUGUCGUUUACAAGCUGGACUUUGACAUCUCGGCUCUCUCUCCUCCUCCUCCUUCUGUUAGAACUGCAGCUACAGGGGCAGCCACCGCUUCCUCAGUUCAGGCGAUGCGCCAGCCACAGUGUCAGGUGACAGCUGUACGAACAGACGGCUCCACGGUGUGCAUCGUCCCCGGCUGCACAGCUACUGCUGGCUCUUCCGGAGAGGCCUACACAGCCGCUGUCGCCGCCGUUCUCCGUGCACUGCGUAGUGGACUGCAAGGGGCGACAACGCACGUGGCAAGCGAUAUUGUUCGGACAGCACCGAGUCAGAUGAUACAAGGAGCUACGUGGCCUUCGGCUCCUGGCUCUGUUGGCGGUACGACCGGCAACCUGCACUUGGGUCCCUACGCGGCGUGGCGUGACACAACGCACUACGGAAAGAGUGUUUGGCACGCGUACGCCGGGGCGCUGAGCGCUUACCUCGACAGCGAUGUGGUAGUGCAUCUCGUUGCCGCAGAGGAUGCCAGAGCCGAUGAUCUCGGCUCGCCGUCGCGUGGAGUGGGAAGCUGGAGGACCCUCAGCCGCCCGGUGAUGUUGUCAAAGGUGCAGGUACGUGUACGCGACUGGCGUGUCGGAGUAGCUGCCGCGGCUGGUGGCAUUUCCCCGAGAUUUACCGACCAGCGAUGUGAGGCAUCUUGCAGGAUCAUCUCGUUUGGGAAACUUUCUGCUGCUGCAGGUUGCCCAGUCGUCAGCGCCGGUGUUAGCGACUCUGCGGACGGCAUCCUGUUUGAAUGCACGGCUGCUUCUCUCCUUGCUCGCCGUUGGCGGCUCGAUACCGGGGCGCACGGCACACGUGUCGACCUGGUCGCUACCGCGGCCCCACCACCCAGUGAGCACUCCUCCCACCUUCUGCGGGAGAUUACCCGGUGGCUCAGCGCCAUGACGCAACAGUGUGCGCUGCCGCUCGCGGUGCGCGAGGAGCUGCGAGGACUCUUGUGCGCCCGCGCCUGUGACUUGGCGCGCAUUCAAGACAGCCAUCGGUGUACGCCUGCGGAGCGUGUGGAGUUGUUGCUGAUGCGGUGGGUGGGGCACCGCGCACAGGUGCGCAUUUGCCGUAUAGACCCCAGCGUGGCCGCAUCUCCGUCCUUGGAGGAUCAGACGGUGUGGAUGGCAGUGGCUCUAGUGGAGAUUCGAGCAGAACCCCGGCGUCUGGGCCCGCAGUCUUCUUCGCAUGCUGACUUAUCUCCGGAUGGCGACUCUCUGCCACUGCCAGAGCAAGACGGUGGGCUCAAGUCAUGUGCAGACACGAGGACGCGUCUUGCCCAUCCUUGGGUGGUGGCGCGUGCUGUUGGUGCCACCACCGACGAGGCCGCCUGGCAGCUCUAUCGACAAGUUUGCGAUGCACUACGCGAUGUGGUGGUGACGGAGCCAUUCCCACCACCCCCGGAGAAGCGGUGA